AUGAGCCAGUACAUCACGAACCCAAGACAACAGUCGAGACAGCUGCGUAGGAACAGCCCAAGCGGCCAGGAACCGCAUUUCGCAACUUCUUCUGUCCCACUCAACCAGCGAAAUAGUAUCCUUGACCCGCACUUGUCGGUUCUGCAGCUUUUAGAUAGAGCUGAUCCUCCUUCCGAGCUCUCCUCGCUCAAGCACGGCGAGAUUGCGAAGCCGGCCACCCCUAGACGAAGCGGCUUCGAGUCCGUAAACUGCAGUAUUUCUGAGUCGUGGCAAUCCAUCAAACACACCGACUGCUCGAUGGUAAAUACUCAAGGAGACGCCACACACCAGCAUGCGGGCAUUCUGUCCUCUUCUGAUACGUCAGAGGAUGAGCCGGACGCUCAACUUUCGCCGUCACCUAAUAACUUUGCGUUCCCCAAUAGUGCUACAUCGAUUUUUCCGGAAGCGCCACACAACCUAGAGGCGUCAUCUUUGCGCGAAUACCAAAACUCUGAAAUUGCAAAUCCAAGAGAGGAAAAUGACAACGAAACCGUAACUAUGAGCUUAAUGAAUUCUUCUAAUUCUUUUGUGAUGCCCAAGCUUUCCCUGAUCCAGCAGUCUCAGAAGUUUUGUAUUCUCAUUGUUGGAAAGCCGGCCCAGCGAUUCUAUCGAGACAUCCCUAGAGCCUAUCACAAAAUGUUUGAAGUGCGUGACGUGGGCCACUUGAGUCCUCGCGAGAUGAACAAAUACAGCGCUGUAAUGGUUAUAUUUGGCGAGCCAAAAGAAGGGAAGGAGCUAUUGGAAAAGGUUGCUGCACACAACAGCAACAUAAUAGCUGUUUGCCAGCGUGGCCAGCAGCAGCAAAUUUCCAACAUACUGAACCGUUACUCAAAGUCUAACGAAAUUCGCUUGGUGUACCACCUGACUGUCAUGUCUGACCAUCAAGACGUUCACCGCUUGCUCAGAUAUCUCAACACCUUGAGUACUGAGGUCGACUCUGGGUACGAAACUGAAGUUGGCUCGCGAAAAAUAAGAAAGCGCCGGAAGUCAAGCAAGAAGAGAAGCCCUCAAAUCACAGUGAAUCGGUGGGUAAUUUGGAGCAUAUCCUUGACUGUUGGCGUGGGGUUAGGAUACUGUAUCUCUUGUCUUUUGUCAUCGACAUCCUCGACGCUUUCAGUCACUCUCCGUUCUGGGGAUGAAGUAACCAUCAUGGAGGAUAUCCAUAAUUCACCACAUGAGAGCCCCUUUGAUAACUAUCUCCGCCAUUUGCUUCUCGCAGUCAAGAGAGCUGUGAAGCAAGUAAAUUCGUCCUUCAAACAGUACUUGAGUGGCCAGUCGUUGCCUGUCCUUUGGAUGCAACGUAUAGGAAAGGAAUGGCUAUCAGAGGCUUCAGACCCGACGCUUCCUGGGGUGACGGCGUUGGAUUUAGUUUUGGUUUAG
This is a messenger RNA of Lachancea thermotolerans CBS 6340, 1419 nucleotides long. It is a transcript of the gene ATG32, whose product is annotated as mitophagy protein ATG32. Lineage: Eukaryota; Fungi; Ascomycota; Saccharomycetes; Saccharomycetales; Saccharomycetaceae. The record is from RefSeq and is a predicted model, not a curated record. The transcript has a single exon. Bases 1 to 1419 code for a protein of 472 amino acids.